AUGCCGGUAGUUCGAGUCCAAUCUCAAAUAUGCCAUGGGACACCUGAAUAUGAUCAAUGUUCGUCAAAUAGUGCAUGUGCCUGUUUCCAUAUGGCAGGUGCCAAUAACACUGGUAUUUGUGGGUUUCAAUGGGUGACUUGUUCUGAAUUUCGUGCAUGUGAACGCACAACCAACCGUUGUCAUGAAUCUGAUCAUAUAUGUAUUCAUCAUCCUCGAUGUCAUAAUCAUCCUGUUUGUUAUCCUGUGUCGAUGAUCGAUCAACAAAUUUGUCCACCGACAACAAGUAAGAGAACAAGUAGUGAUUUACAGAUUUAA
Molecule: messenger RNA, 315 nt
Organism: Rotaria sp. Silwood2
Lineage: Eukaryota; Metazoa; Rotifera; Eurotatoria; Philodinida; Philodinidae
Source: the annotation of a GenBank genome assembly